UAAUUUCAUCUUAUAUCAAACACUGACUCAAUAUUUUCUAUAAUGACAUUAUCAUUAUGUGACAGUUGUAUUAAGUCUUAACACGGAAACGUUCAUUAUUUUAACCUAAUUUUGUGAGUUUGUAAAAUAAAAAUAUGGCGGGAGCUCUAAAUCAAACGCUGACAUGCACGGGAAAUACACAUACCAUUACCGGUGGGGAUGUACUCCGGUGCAUCAUCAUCAUCAUCAUCAUGACGUGUAUCAUCACUGGAAAUGUUUGUUGUCUAGUCGUGUUCAACAGCCCAAAGACCAGAAGACAGUUUAUGAAGCGUGUUAGAUAUAUGAUGAAUUCAUUGUGCUGCACGGAUUUGAGCAUCGGACUUCUCAUGUGCCCGUCAACGAUUUACCCAGCUCUCAAACACUGCUGGCCAUUUGGAGUGUUCAUGUGCAAAGUUGAAGCUUUACUGAUAUCAGCUUUGUUUCAUGAAUCCACUCUUAAUAUGGUGCUGAUUGCUAUUGACAGAUACUGCAUAAUACAUUUUUCACGCUAUAACACCAUAAUGACAUCGAAAAGAUUCAUCUCUGUAAUUGUUGGAACAUGGGUCACGGUUUUCACGUGUUACGCUAUAGUUAUAUUCGGUACUGACCAGUUUUAUUUCGACGAGAUUGGAAUAAACUGUGAGCCGUUCUACCUGGAACCUAAAGUAACUCUGACAGUUCUCAGUAUAUUCUACUUUGUACCGGCUAUUAUUUUUGUCUUUUGCUAUGGUUCAAUAUACAGAACAGCAACUAAAAGAAAAGUGUUGACAAUUUCUUCUGAUGAUAAGCAUGGCAAAAUGGUAAACGCCAACAUACGGACAUCAAAAUACCUAGCAGCAAUCACAGGAGGCUUCUUCGUCGCAGUGUCACCAUGGACGCUUUGUACAAUCAUUAUCGUCGCUGCGGAGAUCAAGCUUCAGGAAGAUGUUGAUUACUUUGUCACGUGGUUGGCUCUUAGCAACAGCUUUUGGAAUUGUCUUAUUUAUGGUCUAAUGAAUAGAAAGUUUCGUCGAGCCGCAAUGAGAUUUGCAUGUGGCAGAUGGAUCAAAUCCCUGAAGGAGUCGGUUCAAACGAGAUCUCACGAUGACAGCAGGGACUUUAGUGGGGAUGAUUCUACUGCUUAUACUAACUACAAGCGUAGAAUCUCAAAGAAGAAAAGCAUGGCGAAAACUGGAGAUGAGAUGGUUUCAAUGACAGCUUCCGGGAGUCUGUCAGUCAAUAAUACUCCUCAGGACACUCCUAGAGGGUCACCUAAUUUAGGCGCACCUAUAUCUACACAAACAAGAGUGCAACAUAAACAGUUGACAGGUCUGAUUCACGAAACAAAAGGACUUUAAUACUGAUGACACACUGUUUGUCUUACUUAAUUUAGAGCUUAAAUACUUGAAUCAUCGAUUCUAUUUGUUGACUUCCCCGAUAUUUAUCGAGCAGUAUCCUGUGUGUUAUCGUUUCCCUCAUUUUUGUCACAUGGACUUUUGUCCGGAACAGACGGUAGUGUUUACUCUUGUAACUGAUUACGAGAUAGCUCAAUAAAUAUUGCUCCUUUUUUGAAGAUAUGUAACAUCUAAUUUUCAUAUUUAGUAAUAUGAACUUCUAUGUAAACGUAGAUUAACAUACACUAUUAUGUUAUGUGCAUGGUCAGUUCUGUGUGUAAGUUAAAACAGUCUGCUUUACAUGUAGCCAAUUUGUUUGCAUCAUUUCAAAGACCAACUUCAAAUGUAAAUUCUAAAGAAAGACGUCUUGGGUAUGUGACAAUUUGAUGAAAGAAGUACCAUUCAUUCCACGACAAAAAUAUUGUGUACUUGGUGAAAUCAAAGACUUUGAUAAAAUGACGAAAAGGUAUAGAUUGUACUGAUAUAAAAAUUAGUAUAGGUAAAAACAAGAAGUUCCAACUAAAUGAAAUGAUAUGAAGACAGUAACUGUUCUUAUUGUAUAUGAGCUUUUUUGUCAUUUAAUAAGACCAGUAUGCUGCUUUUUAUUUAAACUUCUGAAAAUUGUCUAUUGUUAUGAUUAUGGAAUUAUGUAUAGAUGAAGCAAUACAUAUAUGAGCCGUGCCAUGAGAAAACCAACAUAGUGGCUUUGCGACCAGCAUGGAUCCAGACCAGCCUGCGCAUCCGCGCAGUCUGGUCAGGAUCCAUGCUGUUCGCUAACAGUUUCUCUAAUUGCAAUAGGCUUUGAAAGCGAACAGCAUGGAUCCUGACCAGACUGCGCGGAUGCGCAGGCUGGUCCUGAUCCAUGUUGGUCGUAAAGCCACUAAGUUGGUUUUCUCAUGGCACGGCUCAAUUAUUGUUCGUUAUAGCAGUCACAUUCGUUAUUUUUAUGGGCCCGGAUGAUUUCUAAGGCUAAACAAUCCAGUAAUCUAAUAUUGUCAUUAAAAGCUAUUAGGCCUUCAUGAGAUAAAUACAUGAGGACAUACAACUAUUUGUUUUAUAAUAAAACUAAAGUGGAUAAUUCAAUUUGUAACAAAAGGAACAAAAUAAAUGAAACAUUGACUUGAGAAAACAGUGGCAAAAAACAACGUAUAGAAAGAAAAUUAUGCAAACAUAUGAUUUGAAUUAUUUCCUGAACACAAUGUCUUGACUCUUGGUGGGCAAGUUUGAUACGGAAGAUGUUGCCAAAAUAACAAGUGUCAUUCAGCACACACUGCAGAAACACUCGACAAUUAUCAAGUGUAACAUGCACUUGAGAAAACAGUGAGAAAACGUACUAAACUGUUAUAACAUUUGUUUUGAUCUUUUCACAUAUCUAAAGUGUGUCCGGUCAAUCAUUAGAUGUCCAUGCUGCAGAUACAAAUGUGGAAAUGAUAUUUCAUUAAGAUAAUUAAACUUCCGCAACCAUU
Molecule: messenger RNA, 2857 nt
Organism: Mercenaria mercenaria
Lineage: Eukaryota; Metazoa; Mollusca; Bivalvia; Venerida; Veneridae
Product: trace amine-associated receptor 1-like
Exons: 2
Coding region: 135-1355 (406 amino acids)
Biological process (GO): G protein-coupled receptor signaling pathway
Cellular component (GO): membrane
Molecular function (GO): G protein-coupled receptor activity
Source: RefSeq, a predicted model, not a curated record